AUGGCUAGAGCACUGGUCCUGCUUGUGCUAGCCAUAGUGGCAUCCUGUGCCUUGGUACAGACCACAACCGCAGAGACCACCCAUGUGGUCGGAGACAGCUUGGGCUGGGUGGUUCCCCUUGGAGGCCCCAUUGUCUAUGCCACUUGGGCUGUCUCCCACACCUUCUUAGUUGGUGAUAUCUUAUUGUUCAAUUUCACAACUGGACAAGAAGAUGUAGCUAGAGUGACAAAGGAAGCAUUUCUAACCUGCAAUACAACCGAUCCAAUCAGCCUCAGAGCCACUGGUCCAGCCAAUUUUACGUUGGAUUCACUGGAGGAGUACUAUUUCAUUGGCACUUUGGACAAGCACUGCAUCUUGGGACAGAGAUUGGCCAUCAAUGUCACUGCAUAUCCCGGCCCGGCUCCUGCCCCAGCUCCGCCUCCAGCUCCGAGAGGGCCGAGGGAUUACACCGUCGGCGACAAACUCGGUUGGCUCAUCCCUCCAGGGGGUCCUCUCGAUCUCUACUAUGAAUCAUGGGCUUAUAACAAAACUUUCUUUGUUGGUGACACCUUAGUUUUCAACUUCUUCAAUGGAUCCGACGACGUUGCUGUGGUGACAAAACAAGUGUUCGAUUCCUGCAACAUCACUUCAACCCUCGCAGUUUUCAACUCAACUCCGGCGAACAUCGCCCUGAAUGUCACCGGCGACCAUUACUACACCUCCACCUACGCCAAACACUGCAUAUUAGGACAAAAAUUAGCAAUCAACGUAACUGGACACGCCACUUCCGGCUCCGCCCCUUCUCCUUCGUCCACUGCACACCCACCCUCCAUUGCAGUCCCUCCUUCUUCCCCGCCCGGCAGAGCUCUGGCUCCUUCUCCGAACACCUCCGCCCCUUCUCCACCGGCCAUUGCCCAUCCACCCUCCAUUGCGGUCUCUCCUUCUUCCCCGCCCGGCAGAGCUCCGGCUCCUUCUCCGAACACCUCCGCCGCACCGAUAACUGCUACCGGGCGCCCCUAUUUUGGUGCUUUCGUGAUCUACGUCAUGGCCUCGGCAGUCUAUUUCUGA
This is a messenger RNA of Cucurbita pepo subsp. pepo (vegetable marrow), 1047 nucleotides long. Its product is annotated as blue copper protein-like. The record is from RefSeq and is a predicted model, not a curated record. Lineage: Eukaryota; Viridiplantae; Streptophyta; Magnoliopsida; Cucurbitales; Cucurbitaceae. Gene Ontology annotation, molecular function: electron transfer activity. Gene Ontology annotation, cellular component: plasma membrane.